Molecule: messenger RNA, 2276 nt
Organism: Rosa chinensis
Lineage: Eukaryota; Viridiplantae; Streptophyta; Magnoliopsida; Rosales; Rosaceae
Product: inactive poly [ADP-ribose] polymerase RCD1
Exons: 6
Coding region: 127-1953 (608 amino acids)
Molecular function (GO): NAD+ poly-ADP-ribosyltransferase activity
Source: RefSeq, a predicted model, not a curated record
GAUCUCUUUAUCCUACUUCAAUGGUGCAGCUUUCUUAAGAAUCGUUUGGUUUAUAGUUCUGUUUUAGUUUUACCUUGGAACUUUUGGAUAUAAUAUUGCGGAUAGAUAUUGGUUUAGUAGACAGGAAUGGAAGCAAAGAUCGCAAAGGCAUUGGAUAGUGGUCGACUCUGUGUAAAGAGAAAGCGGGCAAAGAAGCCGACCUCGAGUAAGCAUCGAGGCUUACCAAAGAAGCCGACCUUGAGUAAGCUCCGAAAGCGAAGGAAAUUGUAUGGAUGCGGAACCAAACUUAUGAGGUUUGAAUCUCAUGUUAGACGAUCUUUACUUUCAUCCUAUUCAAAUUUUACAAGAACUGGUGUGCCACAGCGUCUGAUGUUUUACCAGAAUGGCGAAUGGAACAAUUAUCCUCAGGUUCUGGUUGACUUGGUUAGGAAAGAUCUUCAGAUAAAGAAAGCAGCUAUCAAGAUUGAGUCAAAUGGUGAUCAUUUACUGCUUGAUUUUUUGCAUAUGUUCCAGUUGAACUUGAGAACAGGUGUACAACACCCUAUUGCUUGGAUUGAUGAAGCUGGUAGUUGCUUCUUUCCGGAAUUUUACAGUGACGAUGAAGAUGAGCCAAAUGGCAACUGGCGGCAUGGAGAUUGCAACGAUCAGGAUCCCUUAGUUGACGAGUGUUGUGGGUCUUGUGAGAUCAAACUGCAUCUGGAAAUUGAAAUAGAUGGAAUGGAUCAACCUGAGUUGAAGGAAUCUAGUGGGGAGUCAAAUGGUUUAGUAAAGAAAAUUCAGAUUGAUCAAAUACCUGCCAGUAGUGGUUAUGUGAUGGAAGUUGAGAACAGUUGCAAUGGAGGAGGUGGUCCACAAGUUGAUGAAGAUGUUGAGAAUAAUCAGCAGAUGAGAAAGAAUUUGGCUAGAGCAAAUGAAACUCUAAAUGAAAAGCUGGACUGUGAUACUGUUCGUAAUAUAUUUUUUAAAGGAAUGAACACUUGUGAUGCUGCUGAGCUUGUUGAUAUAUACCGAUGCUCAAGUAAUCUGAUGCAAGCUCGACUGGAACUUUUCGAGAAACAGGUUGAAAUUACUAAAACAUUUCGUGGAGACGCAAAUGUACGAUAUGCUUGGCUUGCUUCUUCAAAAGGAGAACUUUCGACUAUAUUAAUGUAUGGGCUUGGUCAUUGUGGACUGGCAGCAAUUAAGCCCAUUUAUGGUACUGGUGUCCAUCUCACAGCGGCUAGCUUCUCCAACACCUGUGCAAGUUAUUGUGAUGUUGAUGAAAAUGGAGUACGGCACAUGAUAUUCUGUCGUGUCAUAAUGGGAAAUAUGGAGUUACUUCACCCUGAAAGUAAACAGUUUCAUCCCUGCAGUCAAGAUUAUGAUAGUGGAGUGGAUGAUCUUCAGGAUCCAAAAAAUUACAUUGUCUGGAAUAUGAACAUCAAUACACACAUAUAUCCAGAAUUUGUUGUUAGUUUCAAGCUCUCAUCCAAUACUGAAGGACAUCCAAUUGGAAGUGAGAAAAAGCAUGGAGUUUCAGGGGUUACGACAUACGUCCAGGGACCCAAGGGCUUUUUGCAAUUACAGUCACCUGCAAUUGAUAAAGGGAGUAAGAUUCAUUCAAAUUCAGAUUGUGGGAGAAUGUAUGAAAGCGAUGGUCAACUGAUCUCAAUGUCUGGAUGUUUCCAGGCUACUAUUGGUUCUACCACUCAAAGGACCCCUAAAUCACCUUGGAUGCCUUUCCCUAUGUUAUUUGCUGCUAUUGCAAGUAAAAUUCCUCCCAAGGAUAUGGAACAAGUUAAUGUUCAUUAUGACUUUUUCAGGGCAAAGAAGAUAACCCGUGAGGAAUUUGUAGAGAAGCUGAGGUUGACUGUUGGAGAUAGUUUAUUGAGGUCUACAAUAACGGAACUUCAAUGCAAGAUACCCUUUAAAUCUAAGAGUGAAUUGGGAGUGCCAAGGUCAGCCCGCCACUGAAUGUGGUUUAUGGCCCUUGCAUGGAGUUUUGGAUAUGUGACAAAGAUGCUGAUUUGAAGCUUGCAUGUAAAAAUGCGUCGACAUAAAUUGUUGUGAAUACGAUGAUGGACCAGGCAAAGGUCUUCAGUUUAGGAACAUCCAAUUGCUUUCUUUUGAGUGGUUAUAUUUACUUUUAGCUUGUAUUAUGUGAGUACGUGGAGUAGCAUUUGAACAGUAUUACACUGAUGUCUUUUAAUCUGAAUUGAUAUCAUCUACUGAAAUUUUUUGUUUUUUGUUUUUAAUAAGAUACUUAUUUGUAUCAGAGUAGUGACUUUGUUGCGUUA